This is a messenger RNA of Panthera uncia (snow leopard), 5667 nucleotides long. RefSeq names its product aminoadipate-semialdehyde dehydrogenase (gene AASDH). Lineage: Eukaryota; Metazoa; Chordata; Mammalia; Carnivora; Felidae. Gene Ontology annotation, biological process: amino acid activation for nonribosomal peptide biosynthetic process. Bases 323 to 3613 code for a protein of 1096 amino acids. The record is from RefSeq and is a predicted model, not a curated record. Gene Ontology annotation, molecular function: protein binding. The transcript has 15 exons.
CCCGCUCUGGGUAGCUCCAGCUGACGUCAUUGCAACAGCGACGCAGAAGAUUUACGCGACAGCCUGCGCCUCUUAGAUCCCAGCGGUCAUUGCGGCCGGCAGGCUUUACGGCUUGGGUGUGGCUGCUCUUUCACAUAUGCGUGGUGAGGUCUCCGAUUCAGCUUGUUGGAGGGUCAGGUUGCGCUCAGACCUCUGCCCCAACCCUCAGGCCAGGCCUUCUAAGUGAGUCUCGCAGGAGGUGGUGUCCAGCGGGGACUUGUGUGGGAGAAGUGAAGUAAGGUGGAGUUCUCUGCUACCAAUGAGGCUUCAAUAAACCAGUGAAAUGACUCUUCAGGAAUUGGUACAUCGGGCUGCCUCCAUUUAUUCAGAUAAAAUAGCUGUAUGUUUUGAUGAGUGUAACAACCAGCCUCCAGUUUAUUACACCUAUAAGUCUGUGGUUCAUGCUGCUUCAGAAUUAUCAAAUUUUCUACUAUUACACUGUGACUUUCAAGGAAUUCGGGAAGUUGGUCUCUACUGCCAUCCUGGUAUUAACUUACCCUCUUGGAUUUUAGGAAUUCUCCAAGUCCCUGCUGCUUAUGCUCCUAUUGAUCCAGAUGCACCACCAGUGUUGUCAACUCAUUUUAUGAAAAAAUGUAAUCUAAGUUAUAUUCUUGUUGACAAACAGCAAAUUAAUAAAUUCAAAUCUUCCUAUGAAACAUUAUUGAAUUACGAUGCACUUACAGAACAUACUGACUUAGUACUCUUCAGGCUUCACUGGGAAAAUGUUGCAGUCAGUUUGAUGCUAAAUGACAGAAAACAGAAAUAUGAAGAAGGAAAAAUGACAAACAGCACAAAUUCUGAGAACAAUGAAGAAAAGUCAGAAGAGCACAUGGAUGUGAGGCUAAACCAUUGCUUAGCCUAUGUUCUCCAUACAUCAGGCACUACGGGGAUACCUAAGAUUGUCAGAGUCCCUCAUGCAUGUAUAUUGCCAAACAUCCAACAUUUUCGGCUACUUUUCGAGAUCACACAAGAAGAUGUUUUGUUUCUGGCCUCACCUCUGACCUUUGAUCCCUCCGUUGUGGAAAUAUUUGUUGCUCUAUCCAGUGGUGCCUGUCUGCUUAUUGUACCAGCUUCUGUCAAAGUGCUUCCAUCAAAGUUAGCUGCCGUUCUCUUUUCACAUCACAGAGUAACUAUUUUGCAGGCAACACCAACAUUGCUUCGAAGAUUUGGAUCUCAGCUUAUCAAGUCAACUGUUUUAUCAGCCAGUACUUCUCUUCGAGUAUUAGCCCUCGGUGGUGAAGCAUUUCCAUCAUUGGCUGUUCUCAAAAGCUGGAGAGGAGUAGGCAAUAAAACACAAAUAUUUAAUAUUUAUGGUAUCACAGAGGUAUCAAGUUGGGCAACUUUUUACAAGAUUCCAGAGAAGUUUCUUAACUCUACUUUGAAAUGUGAAUUGCCUGUACCACUGGGAUUUCCACUGCUUGGAACAGUAGUUGAAGUCAGAGAUACUAAUGGUUUCACAAUUCAAGAAGGCAAUGGCCAAGUAUUUUUAGGUGGCAAAAACAGAGUGUGUUUUCUUGAUGAUGAAAUGAUAGUACCGCUUGGCACAAUGCGAGCCACGGGAGAUUUGGUGAUGGUGAAAGAUGGAGAGAUGUUUUUCCUGGGACGAAAGGACAGUCAGAUCAAACGAUAUGGCAAACGUCUUAACAUUGAAUUUGUGCAACAAGUUGCUGAAGGACUUCAGCAAGUAGAGUCCUGUGCAGUUACAUGGUAUAAUCAGGAAAAAUUAAUUCUGUUCAUGGUGUCCAAAAAUGAUGUAGUAAAGGAAUACAUCUUUAAAGAACUGCAGGAACAUCUUCCAAGCCAUGCCAUCCCGGAUGAACUUGUGUUGAUUGAUUCUCUACCAUUUACAUCUCAUGGCAAAAUUGAUGUUUCUGAGUUAAACAAGAUAUAUUUAAACUAUAUAAACUUGAAGUCUGAGUGUAAACUCAAUGGAAAAGAGGAACUUUGGGAAAAAUUACAGCAUUUGUGGAAGUCUAUUCUGAGUCUCUCAGAACAUCCUUUGAAGGUUCCUGAUGAGUCACUCUUCCUAAAUAGUGGUGGAGAUUCCUUAAAGUCCAUACGGCUCCUCAAUGAGAUUGAAAAACUAGUUGGCACAUCAAUACCUGGGCUUCUGGAAAUUAUUCUUAGCAGUUCCAUUUUAGAGAUUUACAAUCACGUCCUUCAAACGGUGUUUCCAGAUGAAGAUCUGCUGUAUAGCAAGAAUUAUGCCAUGAAAAGAAAAUUCAGCGAUAUUAAUCAAGAGGAAAUCAGUGGAAAAUCUUUACCUCAGAAAUCUGUCCUGACUUUAAGUUGUGACAAUGAGCUAGCUGCUUUUAUUGCAGUGAGCAGAGGGAGUCAGAUUUUGUCUCUGAAUUCGGAGUUUUUAACUAAGUUAGGACUUGGCUCUUCAGCCCGUUCUUCCGAUUUAAUUUCACAGACUAACAUUCAGAAUGUGACAAGCCUAAAUCCUUCAGCUCUUACUGGGAAGUCAAAAGAUCCAUCCUGUGUUGCAGAAGUUUCUCACGAGGGAACAUCUGUGAUAGAAGCCAAGAAAAUGGAGCUUCAUGUGAGGUGGAGGACGGACACAGGCAAAUGUGUGGAUGCUUCCCCUCUGGUUGUCAUCUCCACUCCUGCUAAGUCCUCUGUAACUGUGUACAUUGGCUCCCAUUCCCACAGAAUGAUGGCAGUUGACCUUUACUCUGGGAAGGUGAAAUGGGAACAGAUUUUGGGAGGUCGAAUUGAAUCCUCAGCAUGUGUAUCUAAGUGUGGAAACUUUAUUGUAGUGGGCUGUUAUAAUGGGUUAGUUUAUGUUCUGAAAAGUAAUAGUGGAGAAGAAUACUGGAUGUUUACUACCAAGGAUGCUGUCAAAAGCUCAGCAACCAUGGAUCCAACCACAGGACUCCUUUACAUUGGAUCUCAUGACCAGCAUGCAUAUGCUUUAGAUAUUUAUAAAAAGAAGUGUGUUUGGAAGUUAAAAUGUGGAGGAACUGUCUUUUCAUCCCCUUGUUUGAGCCUGAUACCACAUCAUUUAUAUGUGGCUACACUGGGAGGCCUGUUACUGGCUAUAAAUCCUGCCACUGGGAACACAGUUUGGAAACAUUCCUGUGGAAAACCACUCUUUUCUUCUCCACGGUGUUGCCUACAGUAUAUUUGUAUUGGGUGUGUAGAUGGAAAUUUACUCUGCUUUACUCACUUUGGAGAACAGGUUUGGCAGUUCUCUACCAGUGAACCAAUUUUUUCAUCCCCAUGUACCUCAGCAUCAGAGCAAGAAAUAUUUUUUGGUUCCCAUGAUUGCUUUAUCUACUGUUGUAAUAUGAAAGGUCACCUCCAGUGGAAAUUUGAAACUACUUCCCAGGUGUAUGCGACACCGUUUGCUUUCUGUUACCAAGAUUGUAGCAAUGAAAUGUUGCUGGCAGCAGCAUCUACUGAUGGGAAACUGUGGAUCUUGGAAUCUAAGAGUGGACGAUUGCAAAGUGUGUAUGAACUUCCUGGACAAGUCUUUUCUUCUCCUGUGGUCUGGGAAUCAAUGCUUCUCAUUGGAUGUAGAAAUAAUUAUGUUUAUUGUCUGGAUUUGCUGGGUGGACAUCAAAUAUAAUCAAGUACAGUCCUUAUUCGAUUAUCUGAGAUAUCUGAAAAUAUUUUAUCGUUACAGAACAUUUGGAUUAGUCUUAUUUUAUACUAAAGAUUAUUUUUGCUUAAGAAACUUGUCUAUGACACUUUAUUGGAGAAUGAUCAUAUUUUACUUCCUAUAGCGGAACAAAUGCUUUUAAAAGGAAUUAUAGAACAAAAACAUCAAUUUAUUUAGUAGCACUCUUUGAAUUAGGCUAUGGAUAUUUUACUUUGGGCUUUUUUCUUUUUUUUAUAGACUUCUGUGAAAAAGAAGAUCAGAGUUUACUUGGUGGGUUAAAAACUCAGUCCAUGAUGUAAUACACCAUUUACUUAUUUACAGUGAGAUCUAUUAACGCAAGGUUUUCAGAGGUAGGAUGUUUUUUAUUAAAUUAGGUUCCUUAUUUAGUAUGUUUAAGUGAACAAAAUACCAGUAUUGAACUAUAUCUAUGUAUAUAUUUAUCUGUCUUCCUAUAAUAGUUUCUUUGAUUUAUCCUCUUUUUUCCAUUUUUGAUAUACAAAUCUUGAUGAAUAUUUUUGUGUCUGUAUUUCUCUAUUAGAUUUUGUGAUUGUAUGUCCUUUUUUCACUGGCUUGGAGGUAGGAAACACAACAAAAACCAGGAAAGAAAAAACUCUAUGUACUUUUAAGUGUCCUGAUUCUCUUAAUGUGUAUGGUUUGGGGCUGGACCUGCUUCUCCAGUGCCAUAGACCUUUGCUUAUACCUGCAUUUGCUUGGUAUGAAGGUGCCCCUGGUGAAUUAUAGCUCCUCCUGGGAGCCAGGCCCUGUAUGCGGUCUCCUCUUGCACCUGGGCUUGGUCCAUGAUUUGCUUUAACCAAUAGAAUGCAGUGGAGGUGACACUAAUGUCACUUCUGAGCCCAAGAUUUAAGAAGGGCUGGGCACUUCUGCUCUCAUGGGAUCCCAGAGCUGCCACAUGAGAAGUCUGGCAGCUAGACGGAGAGGCCAUGUCGUGAGGGAAUGGCCCUGAUGUUUACUAAGAAAACCAAGGAAGCCAGAGAACCAAGGACAGGUGAAGCCCCACACAUGUGGCCCCCAGCAUUCCAGCCAGCCCCCAGCUAUUCAGGCCAUUCUGGUGCCAGACAUUGAAUUUCUCACCCAUAGAAUCCUGAGAAAUAAUAAAAUGGCAGUUGUUUUAAGCCACUAAGUUUUAGGGUAGUAUGUUAGAGUAGGGAGUUUUAGGUGGUAGCAGCAGGGAUCACUGGAGCAGAAGUUACGUCAUCUUCUUUUCCAUGUCACUUAAAUUACUCAGAUGAAAAAAUGUCUCAAUUUUCCUUGAAAUUUCACGAUAUAAUAGCUCAGGUAAUAAAGCAGCUUUUUUUUUGCUAUGGUACUAUGAAUUUAGCCACUAGUGGUAGUAAUAAGAACUAUUUAGGGCAUAUUACAUCCCAGACACUUGUGCUCAGGCACUUAAUAAAGUAACAAAAAUGUAUCCUGUUGUUCACCUUCCCUUUUCUACAGUCAACUGUGGUAUCAUUUAACUGGUCCAUUUAUUCAUCAGUAAAGUCUCAAAUAUCAGACAUGCCAGAGUCCUUGGCUGCAAGCUAUAGAAGUCAACUUAGGCUAUUUUAAGCAGAAAAGAAUUUUUAAAAAGAAUAUUGAAUAGCUUGGAGAUUUGCAACAAGGGCUAGAGCUAUACAGCCAGGAACAAUGAAUGCCUGAAAUCAGCAUGACUGUGGCCUGGAGAAGACACAGCUGCUGUUCUUGAACCUCUAAAUGCUCAGACCACUAAUGCUAGAUACACAGUUACCCACCACUGUAAGACUUCCUCAUUGAUUUCAACUGGGAGACAAAUUCAGAGUCUCUUCCAAUUUUAAGUGAAACAGGUUCCAUGCCCCUGAUAGAGUACAAGAGCACAUAUCAGGCAUUUCAUCUUUGGUGGUGGGAGGUGAGUGCAAGACCCAUGAGUUGGGAGAUUUCCCCAAACCUAGAGUGGGGAUUGAGGUACAGACUGGUCAAAAAGAACAACAUCUCUUCUGCCAAGUUUUAGAUCAGUGCUUCUUAAAUCUUUUUUUUUUUUUUUUUUU